AUAAGGAUUAAAUAUUUACGAACAGGUAUAUUAAUAACCCUGGUCUGGCUGUUUACCUCCUCAUCGUCGUGGUUCCUAAUCCUCGCCUCGUCUUAUAUUAACGUCUAUUUAUGUCUCAAAGAAAUGGAUCAGUUCUGGAAGAUAUUGAUGGCCGAGAGAUCGAGUUUAGAGAAGUAUCGGUUCGCCACCGACGAGGAGUUGGCCGAAAAGUGUGACGACGUCUGUGCCGUCUGUUUGUCGGAAAUGUCGCACAGGGCUAGAGUCACUCCGUGUCGGCAUUUCUUUCACUGCGAUUGUCUCCGGCGUUGCAUUCAAUUGAACGGAACGGCGCCCACAUUAUGUCCAAUUUGUAAACAAAACAUAUGAUCCUGAUCACUUAUUUUUCUUACUGCUAAUUAAUCCCUUUAUUUUUAAAUAUUUGUCAAUCCUUUCAUACUACAGUUUAACUAAAACCAUAUCAAAUUUAAAAAUUAUUUUUUCACAAAAAAU
This is a messenger RNA of Oppiella nova, 489 nucleotides long. Lineage: Eukaryota; Metazoa; Arthropoda; Arachnida; Sarcoptiformes; Oppiidae. The record is from the annotation of a GenBank genome assembly.